GUCCCCGCACGCCACCGCCGCGCGCGUCUCCCGACCGCUCCGCCGCCCUCUCUCUUGGCAGAAACCUCAUUUUUCUCCCCAUUAGACUGCGAGCUGACUUUGAGAUCUGAACAACCAGAAGCACUUUGAGGGAACUGAAGUUGUUAUUUUUGUUGCUGUUCCUUCUCCUUUGGGUUUAGUUUGCAGAGCAGGUUUUUGAUGCCUUUUUUCAGAAUGGAUUAUUUUCCCCUGAUCUGCUAUCUACUGUUUGUGACCUUCCAAGGCACUCCAGGAACAGCAGUCUUGGGCGCCGAGCUUAGCACAGGUGCUGAGAACGGAAGGGACAGCCCCUCGCCCAGUGCACCCUGGCGGCCCCGCCGGUCCAAGCGCUGCUCCUGCUCGUCCUUGAUGGAUAAAGAGUGUGUCUACUUCUGCCACCUCGACAUCAUCUGGAUCAACACUCCCGAGCACAUUGUUCCAUAUGGACUCGGAAGCCCUGCUAGGUCAAAGCGAUCCUUAAAGGAUUUAUUUCCCACCAAGGCAGCAGACCCCGGGAAUAGAUGCCAAUGUACUAGCCAAAGAGACAAGAAGUGCUGGAAUUUUUGCCAAGCAGGAAAAGAACUCAGGGCCCAAGACACUAUGGAGAAAGACUGGAACAAGCAUAAGAAAGGAAAAGACUGUUCCACGCUUGGAGAGAAGUGCAUCCAUCAGCAGCUGGUGGAAAAAAGAAAACUAAGAAGGUUGGAAACCAUCAGCAACAGCAUCAAAACAUCUUUCCGUAUGGCAAAGCUGAAAGCUGAGCUCUACAGAGGGAAGAAAGUGACGGACAACCGCGCACACUGA
This is a messenger RNA of Trichechus manatus latirostris (Florida manatee), 822 nucleotides long. It is a transcript of the gene EDN1, whose product is annotated as endothelin 1. Gene Ontology annotation, cellular component: extracellular region. The transcript is spliced from 5 exons. Gene Ontology annotation, molecular function: endothelin A receptor binding; endothelin B receptor binding; hormone activity. Lineage: Eukaryota; Metazoa; Chordata; Mammalia; Sirenia; Trichechidae. The coding region runs from base 199 to 822 and encodes 207 amino acids. The record is from RefSeq and is a predicted model, not a curated record. Gene Ontology annotation, biological process: regulation of vasoconstriction; vein smooth muscle contraction; intracellular calcium ion homeostasis.